This is a messenger RNA of Aphis gossypii (cotton aphid), 1370 nucleotides long. RefSeq names its product fumarylacetoacetate hydrolase domain-containing protein 2-like. The transcript is spliced from 7 exons. Gene Ontology annotation, molecular function: hydro-lyase activity. Bases 280 to 1239 code for a protein of 319 amino acids. NCBI's taxonomy places the organism in Eukaryota, Metazoa, Arthropoda, Insecta, Hemiptera, Aphididae. The record is from RefSeq and is a predicted model, not a curated record.
AAUAUAUUAUUAUGUAAGUAGGUACACUAAUACGGCCAGUUAAUAAUAAAUGAAAAUAAUACCGAUAUAAUAUUACCGAUUAUCGACAUUACCGUAGUCCACCGAGUUAAAGUGUUAAACAAUAAUUAAAACAUCGAUACUUUUCAUGUGAAAAUUGUCAAAACAACAAAUUAUGUAAUUUGAGUACUUGUGAAUAUUACUUAAUUCUUACUGCUAUAAUUUUUAUUUUUAUAUUGGACUUUUGCUCAACACAUUGUUUUUAAUUCACAAAAUACCAAUAUGAUUUUUUUUCGUGUUUCAUAUAAAUUUCUAAAAAACACUAUUAGAAUACAAAACAAUGUUAGAAGUUUUAGCAGCACUAAUCACCAAGCGAUGAGAUUUGUUCAAUAUAGAGAUGGUUGUGAUCGAGGUUUGGGUAUCCAGCUGAAUUGUGGUAAAUCAAUAGUGAGCUUGAAUGGUGCAGAUCCGACUAUUCCCGUUGAUAUGGUAUCGUUUUUACACAGUGAAUACUCAAUUGAUAGAAUUGAAAAGAUAGUUAAAGAAAAAAAGAAAGUCUUGCAGUUGAAUCAGGUCGAAUUGUUACCAUGUAUUACUAAACCAGAUAAAGUUAUAUGUGUAGGACUGAAUUAUAAAGGACACUGUGAUGAACAAAAUAAACCAUACCCCAAAGAGCCAUUCUUUUUUUCAAAAUUCCCAAGUACAAUUAUUGGCCCAAAUGAUGCUGUAAAGCAUUCAUCAAAAUCAAAAGCAUUAGAUUGGGAAGUAGAAAUGGCUGUAGUUAUUGGAAAUACAUGUAAGAAUGUAAGUGUUGACGAUGCAUAUAAAUAUGUGUUUGGAUACACUAUUGCUCAAGAUAUAUCAGCAAGAGAUUGGCAGAAAACUAGAAACAAUGGGCAAUGGUUGAUUGCAAAAAGUAUGGAUACAUUUUGCCCUCUGGGAUCAGUUUUGGUACAUAAAAAUGAAAUUCCUGAACCACAUUCACUACAAAUAAAAUGUUCAAUUAAUGGUGUCAUGAAACAAAAUGGUUCUACUGAAGAACUGAUUCACAGAGUUGAUAAAUUAGUUUCAUUUUUGUCAAAUUUGAUCACAUUAUUGCCUGGAGACAUAAUUCUUACUGGAACGCCUAGUGGAGUUGGCGUAUUUCGAGAACCAAAAGAAUUUUUAAAAAUUGGAGAUGUCAUCGAAAGUGAAAUAUCAUGUAUUGGCAAAAUGGAAAAUCCAGUAAUUGCAGAUGAAUAAUAUUUAAGACCAUUAUUAGUAUUUGUUAAACUAUUAUAAAAAUAAAAUAAUUUGAUGUCUUUAAACUAAUUUUCAAAAUGUAUUUUUAAAUGUAUACAAUUAAUAAAUUUGAAUCAAAAGUUAUUAAAUAA